This is a messenger RNA of Galendromus occidentalis (western predatory mite), 2079 nucleotides long. RefSeq names its product epithelial splicing regulatory protein fusilli (gene fus). NCBI's taxonomy places the organism in Eukaryota, Metazoa, Arthropoda, Arachnida, Mesostigmata, Phytoseiidae. The record is from RefSeq and is a predicted model, not a curated record. Gene Ontology annotation, molecular function: RNA binding.
AUGGAACACCCUCGUUAUGCUGUGCUUCUAUGGGCGGUGACAGCAGGAUCUCAGGGAGAUUCGCUGGGAUCGGACGAAACUGAUACUGUUGCUUUGGGCUGGAGCGUUCUCGAUCUCUCUAACAGCAAGGUCGUCCUCUCUCAAGUGGACUAUGUCAAACCGCAGACUGUCGAUAUAAACGAUAACGUGCAACUGAGCGAUGAGUGCAAGGAGUGCAAUGUGACGGAGGAAAAUAUCAGAGAGGCCAGAUCGCUGGAACAGGCCAUCGAGGAGUUCAUCGGUCUGAUCGAGAGCCGCCACGAUUGCAAUCAUCCCACUGAUUUUCAGCUGAUCACAGACGGUCAACUGCAUCUCAGACAGGUUCUCCAACCCGAGGCGAUCCGUCACCGUGUACAGUUGCCGAGCUGUUUUUUUUCGUUCUUCGAUCUCAGGAAAGAAUUUUCCCGUUUCUACAAUGCUGAAUCCCCCAACAGCAUCGCGGAUAUGCUCAAUUAUCUGUCUCUCGAAGCCGAUGGGAGCGCAGAGUUCAUUCCUCGUCAGCUCCAGAACAUGUCACAGAUCGUUUGCCGCAUGCUCGGCGACGGACAUAAAUUUAUGGAGCCAGAAAACAUUCUCCGACGGCUGGAACCUGGAUUAUAUUCCAAGAGUGAAACUAUAGACAGCGGAUGUGUAGCUCGAGCUAGAGGUCUGCCAUGGCAAAGUUCCGAUCAGGACAUCGCUAAUUUCUUUCGAGGACUCAAUAUAGUCAAGGGAGGAGUGGCACUGUGUCUCACGGCGAUGGGACGCCGGAACGGCGAAGCGCUGAUUCGCUUCGAGAGCCAAGAGCACAGAGAUCUGGCCUUGAAACGACAUCGACAUCAUAUCGGACAACGAUACAUAGAAGUUUACCGAGCUAAUGGCGAAGACUUCCUCAAUGUCGCUGGCUGCAAUAAUAAUGAGGCUCAAGCUUUCCUCUCCCGGGGCGGUCAGGUCAUCGUGCGUAUGAGAGGUCUUCCUUACGAUUGCACCGCGAAACAGAUCUUGGACUUCUUCGCUCAAUCAGACAAUCCCAUUCAAGUUCUGAACAAUGAGGAAGGGAUUCUUUUCGUCAAAAAGCCGGAUGGGAGAGCGACUGGUGAUGCCUUCGUUUUAUUCGCCACAGAAGAAGCAGCAUACAGAGCUCUCGACAAGCACCGAGAAAUUAUCGGGGCUCGGUAUAUCGAGCUCUUCAGGAGCUCGACUGCAGAAGUUCAACAAGUGCUGAACCGAACCAUGGAAGCACCUUAUUUGGAGUCCCAAGUCCCACCUGCAACGACGAGUCCCCUGCUCGGGAACCUGCCACAGGUACCUUUGAUGCCUCCACCCUGGCUCCAAGGACCCCAAGUUCAGAUGGCACGAAGGGAUUGCAUCCGUCUGCGAGGCUUGCCCUAUGAAGCACAAGUGGAACAUAUUGUGGAUUUCCUCGGGAAGUUUGCCACAAAUAUCGCCUACCAGGGAGUGCAUAUGGUACACAACGCUCAGGGUCAGCCUUCGGGAGAGGCUUUCAUUCAGAUGGAUUCGGAGCAGAGCGCUUUCCUGACCGCCACUCAGAGACAUCACAGAUACUUGGUGAUCGAAAAACAGAGAUACAUAGAAGUUUUCCAAUGUUCUCUAGAGGACAUGCUUCUGGUAUUACAAGGUGUUCAAGGUCAACCUGCUCCCACGACGCCCGUCAACGCGCUCGCGGCCGCUCCCGCUCCCGACCUGGGAUGGUCGAGUGAUCCAUUCGGAAGAAUCUCAGCCAUACGCUCGCGGAUCGCGUCUCUCGGGGGAUUACUACCGCUGCAUUUGUCACCCCUGUACUCCAAGCACCCAGCGGCUGCAGCCGCGGCGGCUGCUGCUGCAGCGUCCGUCGCCCAGAACGGUCCGAAUCGGGUAUCGCCCACGUCGCCCCUGAAUCGAGUUUCGCCCCUUCUGUUGCCUUCCUUCCCCCUGCCGAUGUUGCUAUCGCAGGCGACCCCACCUCAAUACUAUCCGACGACUCAGCAGCAGCAAGCUGCGGUUGCCGCCGCGGCGUCCCUGUCUCAUCUGGUCUCCCAACAGAACGGUACUUUACAAUAG